CCGACCACAAAUUGAAAACAGCCCUAUUUUACGCAAAAAAAAAAAAAAUGCACAUCUGUUAAAAUUAGUGUGUUGAAGUAAGAUUUCGAAUUUCGAUGCAUGUAUUCUAUUUUGAUUUGAAAACGUUGACGCUUGACGGUGACAAGUGAACGCAUUUUUUUUAUUGUAAUUGUUUUGUAUUUAUAAAAUUGAGCCCGUAAAAUAGGUACAUAGACACCUACACACUAACAUGAUGAUUAUGUGAAUGUUUGGUGCGUGGAGUGUGUAAACACUAAAGCAGUUUUAAAAACCAAGAAAUAAAAAAAAACCUGACAGAAGAAGAAACGAUACGACGAAGAGAAUUUAAAAAAAAAGUAAAACAUUUAUCUCAACAAAACUCAAGCUGAAAGCGAAAUCGUUCAUUAUGUUGAAACUUACACAUUUCCACCUGUUUGCCAUUAUUUUACUUCGACUUCUGCCAUUUGCUCCGUUAAUAAACUCUUCGAAUGUGAAGACAACAAAGCCACCAAUGUCAUUAGGAGUGCACAUGGUUCGCUCGCCAGAAUCGAUCGUUGCCCCAAAAGGCGACGAAGUUUUGUUUGAAUGUGAAUUGAAUCUGAUACCAGAGCGCCUAAAGUGGCGUUUUCGACCCACUAAUUCGACAGCAUCUGACUCGUUUCAGUAUUUACACAAGGCAGAUUCUUACAAUAUAUCCAAUGAGGAACGAGUAUCAAAGCUACGAAUUUAUGUGAGUCCUGAUUCUCUUGGGGAUUAUCAGUGUGUAGCUUGGUUUGGAUCAGCAGCAAUUGCUUCAGUAACAGCAAGUUUGACACUUGCAUCAAUCAGUGUAGAUAAAUCAAAUGGGUUUUCAAAUAAAGCUGUUCAAUGGAGUGUAGCAGCAAAAAAUUGUAUUGUAGUCCGCUGCGGAACGGUAAUAUCUAAUCCACCAGCAGUUUGGACAUUCUAUCGAAAUGGCAUAAAAAUACCAUCAACUGAAUUUCUUCCUUCCUCUGGAGGUCUUGUUCUUAAUUCGGUUUCAGCUAAAGACUCUGGAAACUAUACCUGCUGCGCUAUGAACGCAAUUACUGGAAUCGAUGUUCAACUUCCUCAACGAAUAGACAUUCGCAUUGAUUAUACUGAAAGGACUCCACCACACUUUCUUAUCCAACCGGCGGAUAGCUUGACUGCCAAACCGGGUGAGAAUAUUGUUUUGGAAUGUCCUGGGGUAGGAAGUCCACCUCCAGAGGCAGUAUGGAGUAGCCCUGAUGUCUCGAAUAUAUAUCAUAAUCGGACAAAGACACUUCCUUACGGACUGCAGAUUGUAAAUGUUACCCCGGAAGAUAAAGGAACCUAUGUUUGCCGACUGGAUAAUGGAAUUUCACCAGCCCUCGUUCAUAUUAUAAAGUUGCAUGUUUUAGAGCGCCCCCAAAUAUUACGUGGUCCAGCAGCGACUCUGACCGAUGAGGGAGAAUCAUUGGAACUAGAAUGUUUGACUACUGGAAAUCCAGCUCCUCACAUAUACUGGCUAAUAAACGGUGAAUAUACUUCGCAAGAUAAUGAAACAUACCAGGAGAAUAGACACUUAUUUAUAAAGCGUGUGGAGAAAAGACAUGCUGGUAUUGUGCAGUGUGUAGCAAAAAACAUAGUUGGAGAGACAAGCGAAGGCAAUCUUCUCCAAGUCAAUCCAAGACAAAUUCCGGGUGAAUCGGGGUUUGUGCCACUUGAACGUUUUCCCCCUAAGCCAAUAUCGGAACAUUCAAGCAACAAGAAUAAAGAAAAGCGGAAGCAUCAAGCCGCAAACAUGACUCUACCUACUCGUCCAAAUGUGACCCGUUUAUCAGAUGAUUCUGUGAUGCUACGUUGGAGUGUGGAGAAUUAUGGUCUUCCAAUACAAUUCUUUAAGGUACAGUAUCGUAUGUUGGGUGAUCUCGCAAAGAUCAUACCCCGAGAAAAUUGGCAAACAACCGACGACAUGAUUCCUUAUGGAAAGAGAGAUCGAACUCAUAGUGGUCACAAAAACUUUACUUCAUCUGUGUCCAAUCUCAAAGCGGAUCGCUUAUACAAAUUUCGAAUCAUAGCAGUCUAUUCAAAUAACGACAACAAAGAAGGAGACAGCUCCACUAAGUUCUUGCUGCAAAGAGGGUCAGCCCUAGGACCAUCUAUGGGUCACUUACCUCCACCAUUGUUAACCGAAGUCGAAGCCGUUUCGGAAACUGCAAUAAUGCUGCAUUGGACACUGGCAUUCAAUAGAUCUAAUAAAGUGGAUGGCUUCUACGCGUAUUAUAGGCCUGCAUCGACAGCUGGGGAGUAUCUCAAAGCAACUAUUGAUGGAUGCAACACGCGAAAGUAUCAAAUUGACAUGCUUGAACCCGGAACUGCCUACGAAUUCAAACUGCAGUCAUUCACAGCAUCUGCAGCUUCAGAUUUUAGUUCGAUUCUACAAGGGAGAACACAAAAACCUCCAACUACUGUAUCGCCAAUAACACCAUCUGUUAUACCAGCCACUAAGGCCAACGAAGAAGACAACUCCAUAUAUCCUGUUGUAGCUGGAGUUGGAGGCGGUGGAAUUCUUCUCCUUUUGGCAAUAAUAGCAGCAUGCCUGUGUAUGCGAAGACGGAAGAAUUCCCAAUCUGGAGACGAAGACAAACCACAAUUGGAUACCAUCCAAGCUGAAUUUGUUACAUCAUCAGUGAUUGGAUCACAAAGUCAUAAACCGAAUCAUCGCAUGAACGGUGUUUUGCCAAGAAUGAACAUCACACCGAACCCUCUGGCAUUAGAUGGUGACAAGCCUGCGACAACAACGAUGUCAACCCUCCCAUACCACCAUCGAACAUCUCCACCAACGCAAUCGCCUAUAAUGUUACAAAAACAAAUUCACCCUCACCAUAACCAUAACCAUAACCAACUACAACAGCACCAACAUCCUCCCCCAGUGCCACCACAUCAAAACAACAACCAUCAUCCGCCAACAAUGCAUUAUCAACCGCCCCCAUCACCGCUUACUCCAUCAAUGGAAGUCCACCGGCGCACUUUGGAGCGCAGUGCACGAAACCUACACUAUACUCAGCCAGGGGGAGGUGGGGUGUCCCCACACGACUCUGCCAUGAACAUAGAUGGCCUACCAACACGUAUUCCCUCUCUGAGACGAACAAGAAGAACGUCCGGCAGUACGAACAACAACAACGGUGGUGUCGGUAUCCCAAUAGUGCCAGGAAGUCCUCGUGUCCAGCGUUCGCCAAUGCCAAACAGAGGUGGCCAGGGCACUGGUGGAGGAAUGAAGAAGAGGAAUAGAUUGGGAAGUCAUACAGAAAAUAUGUCAUCUGGAAGUUUGAAUAGUAUUGAGGUUUGAGAUAUGGUAGGUUACAAAAUGUGGAUAUGUCAUGAUGGUGAAUUUUAAAACUUGUUCCUUUGUUUGACAUUUUAUGUGUGCAAUUUUACUGCCGUAAUGCCCCAUAAUUUGUCUUUAACCAUCAAUAGGUAUUCACAUAAUAAGUAUGUAUGUAUGUAUAAUCGAAGCCACUUAAUUCAAGUCCUGCAUUCAAUUGACUAAAUUAACAAUUUGAAUAUAUUUUAAAAUUUAUAAUAACAUUUUAGUUGCGACAAUAGGCAGAAAAGUGAAAUAUUAAUGUUUGUAUUGGGAAACAGACAAAUAUUGGUUAUUUGAAUAUGUCAAAGUACAUAAAAUAUUUAUGAAGCAAUGAAAACAUCACCCCGUCCGAUAUGGACCGCUGAAAUUAUUUAAGACCAUUAGGACUAGGAUGUAGUCAUCUUUUUGAGGCAUGCUGAAUUGUUCGGUUUGUUUAAAUGAAUUGAGUUAUUAAUUACUUAAAAUUUUUGUUAAAUCUUAAAAGCAAAGUUUUUUCUAUUUAAUUGCAUAUCAUGUAAUUAUAAGAUUAAACAUUUAAAUGAAAGAAAACACCGCUGCGAUAGCCAUUUCAAUCGAUCUAUGGCGAUGAUAUGCGACAUCAACUGAUCAAUAACUUGUUUGACAUAUUAAUAUUUUCUCAAUAUGCAAUAUUUUCAUUGAUCAAUGUAAGAAUUGAAGAGGAACUAAUUUGUUUUAUUUAUAAAUGCAAAACUCGACAAAGUUAUUUAUGUUAAUUAUUGGUUGAAAUUUUGAAAAGUUACAAUUCCUUUUUAUCAUUUCAAUUAGUUACAUUUGUAUGUAAGCAUUUCACUUUUUGUUUUAGCUACAUGUAUCUUUAGCUUCCUUUUAAAAGUGUAUUUACAUACAUUAAACUAGCUUUUCGAUGUCUAUAUUUUUUAUUUGAAUUCAAGUACAAUUUUAAGUAUAAAUUUAGAACCAGUGUAAAGCAAAACAGCUUAACAACAUAACAAUGGUCAUCUGCUUGAAGCGGUAGUGGCAAACGAACCACCAAAAUCUGUUCUGGCGGAAAAUAUGGACUCUCCAUUACAUAAUGAUGGUUUUCAAUGCAGAUACGAACUUCAUCAUCCCAAUUGUUAAUUUUUUAAAAAUGUAAAUACUUGUCUUCAAACCAAAAUCAAAAUGCAGUUGAUCAAGUACUUCUGAUAAAAUUAUAACAUUUGUUUUCUCGUUUUGUUUUCACAAAACCAGAAUCGAGUUGCUGAUAUCAAUAGUUGUAUAAGAGUAGAGUGGAAGUUGAGGGAAAACUGCUUUCUUCUGUGUUCUUAAAAUACACCUAAAUGAACUUGAAAAAAGAGAAAUUCUCUUCUGGAUUUGAAAUCAGAAGCAUUCACACAGUGUUACUUUUAAAUAUCAUUUUUUG
Messenger RNA from Episyrphus balteatus (marmalade hoverfly), 4727 nucleotides. It is a transcript of the gene boi, whose product is annotated as interference hedgehog. Gene Ontology annotation, cellular component: axon; plasma membrane. The record is from RefSeq and is a predicted model, not a curated record. Gene Ontology annotation, molecular function: protein binding. The transcript is spliced from 7 exons. Lineage: Eukaryota; Metazoa; Arthropoda; Insecta; Diptera; Syrphidae. Gene Ontology annotation, biological process: cell-cell adhesion; axon guidance. The coding region runs from base 404 to 3328 and encodes 974 amino acids.